This is a messenger RNA of Leguminivora glycinivorella, 1070 nucleotides long. It is a transcript of the gene Ppcdc, whose product is annotated as phosphopantothenoylcysteine decarboxylase. The coding region runs from base 32 to 625 and encodes 197 amino acids. The record is from RefSeq and is a predicted model, not a curated record. Gene Ontology annotation, molecular function: FMN binding; phosphopantothenoylcysteine decarboxylase activity. Gene Ontology annotation, cellular component: phosphopantothenoylcysteine decarboxylase complex. Gene Ontology annotation, biological process: coenzyme A biosynthetic process. The transcript has 3 exons. Lineage: Eukaryota; Metazoa; Arthropoda; Insecta; Lepidoptera; Tortricidae.
GAUAAAAUUUUGAUUUAUUAGAUUAUUUAAAAUGGAUAAAAAUGUUUAUAAAGUGCUGGUCGCCGCGACUGGAAGUGUCGCUGCAUUAAAAAUACCUAUUCUAGUGAAAACCUUAUUGGAAUUAAACAAAAACGAGAGCCGCUAUCAAUUUGAGAUACGUCUAAUAGUGACAGAACAUGCGAAACACUUCUUUUCCACUAGUGAAUUGCCUUCUGGAGUGGUGAUAUUUGACGACAACUCGGAAUGGCAGGCUUGGAAGCAAAGGGGGGAUCCGGUGCUGCACAUAGAACUUGGCAAGUGGGCUGACAUGAUGGUUAUAGCUCCUUUGGAUGCUAAUACAUUAGCAAAAAUGGCACAGGGCAUUUGUGACAACCUGCUCACCUGCACAACUCGAGCAUGGGACAUGUCCAAGCCCCUCCUCUUCUGUCCAGCAAUGAACACGCGUAUGUGGGAGCACCCUAUCACGUCCAAACAAGUCCAGGUGCUGACAGACUGGGGCCAUAAAGAGAUACACCCGAUAAGCAAAACACUGAUUUGUGGCGACACAGGGAUAGGCGCUAUGGCUGAGGUGCCAACUAUUGUUGAAGAGAUUCAAAAGAUUGCAUGUAAAAGUUUCUCUAAAUGAAGUAGUUUUAAUAUUUUUUGCUUGGUUGUACCUAAUUGUUGACUAGUUUUAAAGUGAACUUAAAAAAGAGUACUGUUGUAUUUUGAACAUGGAGUUAAGGCAAGGCCAUUUUUUUGGUAAUUUUAUUAUAAUGAGAGAAAUCCACACAUUCACUACCAGACGAAAAAUGGCGCUCUACGAUAGAAACCGGAUGUUAUCUAGAACUGUCCACUUGUAUGGCGACACAACGGGUUGUCUGGCGUCUGAGCAAAGUUCACGAGUGGCUACCAGUUGGGUUCUUGAUUGCGAAAGUGUUAUUAAAUUACUGUUCCAGGAAAGUCAUCCGAAAAGUGAUUUUGAUGAUAUACUAUUUACCUAUUUAUUGGUAUCAAAUUCAUUUACACUUACAGAACUAAUUCAUAUAUUUUUAUAAUACACAAAAUAAAACAAUUGUAGAUACUGUAAA